Messenger RNA from Cinclus cinclus, 1412 nucleotides. It is a transcript of the gene PARVG, whose product is annotated as parvin gamma. The transcript has 13 exons. Bases 131 to 1096 code for a protein of 321 amino acids. Gene Ontology annotation, biological process: cell projection assembly; substrate adhesion-dependent cell spreading; establishment or maintenance of cell polarity. Gene Ontology annotation, molecular function: actin binding. Lineage: Eukaryota; Metazoa; Chordata; Aves; Passeriformes; Cinclidae. The record is from RefSeq and is a predicted model, not a curated record. Gene Ontology annotation, cellular component: actin cytoskeleton; focal adhesion; cytoplasm.
UGGGACACCUCUGAGCCUGGGCUCAGCCCCCUCCCCCAGAAACUGCAUCCUGACUGCUGCGACGAGGUCUUGGAAAAGUUUCUAGAGAGUUACUGAAGGACAGAAUAUUUAUCAGGAGUGAUUAAAGAAAAUGGAUCCAGGCUUAUUAAAUGCAUUUACACAGCCUUCUACACUUGAUCGGUUCUUAACUGAGGAUGUCUUCACUAAAGGUGAGAAGAGGAAACUCAUAAAACAGACCUCAAACAACCCCAAACUGGAAGAAUUGAAACUGUUCUUGACUGAGUGGAUUAACACAACUCUGAAAGAGGAACACAUAGUAGUUAAAAGUCUGGAGGAAGACCUGUAUGAUGGGCUGGUACUUCAUCAUCUCCUGGAAAACUUAGGAUCUCUCAAGCUGGAUGUUGACAAGAUUGCAUUAACGGAAAAAAAACAGCGACAGAAACUCUCUGUGAUUCUGGAAGCUGUGGCCAAGUGUUUGCAACUGGAAGAAAGUCAGCUGAAAUGGAGUGUGGAAUCUAUCUUGGCAAAGGACUUACUGAGCACACUGCAUCUUCUGGUUGCAAUAGCAAAGCACUUCGACCCCAGCCUGGCUCUGCCUCCAAAUGUUCAAGUGGAGACAAUCACCAUCGAGAACACCUCCAGAGGAUUAAAGACAUCAAAUGCAGUGGAAUAUAUCACAAAACACAAAGAGAAUACAGAAGCGCAGUCAAAAAAUGAUGCCUUUGAUGAAUUAUUUAGCUGUGCUCCAGAUAAAGUGGAUGCUGUAAAAAAGGCACUUUUAGAAUUUGCUGACCAGCAUGUUGGAAAAUUAGGAUUAAAUGUGAAAGACAUCGAAUCUCAGUUUUCAGAUGGGGUUAUCUUACUUCUCUUAAUUGGACAACUAGAGGGUUACUUUCUGAAUUUAAGGAAUUUCUUCCUGACUCCGGCCAGCACCAUGGAGAUGCUCCACAAUGUUAACCUGGCAUUGGAGUUGCUAGCAGAGGGAGGUCUUCUGAAUUUUCCUGUGAACUCUGAAGAUAUUGUGAACGGAGAUACGAAGGCUAUAAUGCGAGUUCUGUACUGCUUGUACUCCAAAUAUGGAACCAAAGAAGCAUGAAGAACGAUGCCAAGAGCUUGAGAUGCCUUUUUUUUUUUCCAAUAGCACACCACAGUGUGAUUUUUUUGGCUUCCCAGCUCUGUUUGUCAUUGUUUCUGAGCAUGUACUGGUGUUUGACACUUGCUGUAUUAACAUUGUAUAGCAAAUAUGUUGUUCAUGCAAGGUUUCACAUACACAACCUAAACAACUGUAAAUGUAUGUCCACAGCUCAUGUACUGCGUAAUUCUAGGGCUGUAGCUUUUGUUCCACAUCCUGCCUUCUGUUUUCUCUGAGCCCCGCCAAUGCUGCAGAGAAAUUAAAUGUGUGUUUAUUCUGG